AUGACGAGUAUAAGAGAACUCCGUACCAAGUGCCUGUUGGUUGUCGCAGCUGGUCUGUUAUUCCUAAGCUAUGGUUUCUGGCAUUUCAACAAUACAGGCCGCCAGCUGUCGCGUGUUGUACCAACGGAACCAUUUCAUAGUCCGACCGAUAUAGAUACCACUUCACAGGUACUUGAUCCGGGAGCUUCGGUGCCAGAUACAACUCUAGGAUCAGAAGAACUGCAUAGACCCAACUCGCCUUCAGCUUCAGGGGGAAAUAUUGAUUCGGAAGCUGAAGGUGAAUCUGAUUCAGUGGCCGAGCCCGAAUCAGAGCCUGCAAAUAAAGUUGAGCAAGAAAAUGACAAGGAGGACGGGUCUGGAUCAAAGGAUGAAUCCGGCAAUAUUUACAGCUCGGAAGACCAAAAUCGAGCUAAUCAUGAACCUAUCACUACCAGUUCGAACCCGACUAUACUAUCUUCAUUUCUAGUAACUCACCGCAGUUCUGGUCCCAUAGAGACCACCAGUAUCAGCAGCACAAAAACCCACAAUGUAUUGCCAAACACCACAAGAUCCCCAACUGGAACAGCCAGGCGGCCGUCAAGACCAUUCGAACCCAAAACCACUUCCGAAACAAAAACAACUUGGGCCCAGAUUGAAGUCCAGCGCAUUCUUUACAUCAGGUCAUUACUUUCCAUAUUCGAAGACAACCGACCGAAUAUCGAACCCCUGAAUAAAUACAAGUACGACAAAACGGUACAACAGUCAGAUGAAAAGUCUACAAAGGAGGAAUUGUCGAAUUUCCUUGUUGUUGGUGAUGACGAUAAAGCCAAACUUACUGAGUCACACCGUAACUUUGUAAAAAGUAUACCAUCUUCGUACCCCGAGGGAAUGUUUAAUGGUAGUGGUGUGGUAUUCACUUCAGGAGGGGCUUAUCUUCCUGUAAUGGUAGCUGCUCUGAAAAUGUUACGACGAGUAUCGCCUGACAUUCCUGUCGAGGUUUUUAUGGCCAAUAAAGACGAAUAUGAACCUGAUAUUUGCAGCAAAGUUCUACCAAGUCUCGGUGCCAGAUGUUUCAUCCUUCAGGAUGUCUAUGGCGACAACUUUUUUCGGUCGUUUGAUAUUCAUUCAUAUCAGUUCAAGUCUUUGGCAAUUCUAGCCUCGUCUUUUGAAAAUGUCAUUUUCAUGGACUCAGAUAACAUGCUCUUCCGAGACGUUGAACAGUCACUUCAUCAAGAGCCAUUCAACAGUACUGGAUACGUUGUAUGGCCCGAUUACUGGGAUAGAACUGUAUCACCUGAUUUCUACGAUAUUGCCGGCAUCGAGUUAGGAGAUCGGGUAAGAGGUGAUUUAUCUAUCACAGACCCGAAUCUGGUUCCUGAGGCCGAUCUGGAGAAUGCCAUUCCUAACAAAACCUCUGAGUCGGGUCAACUAAUGAUUUCCAAGUCAAAGCACUACAAGACAUUACUUCUUUCUAUUUAUUACAACCUGAAUGGCUUCAAUGCCUACUACAAAUUAUUAUCACAAGGGGGUCCUGGAGAAGGCGAUAAAGAAACCUACAUUGCUGCAGCAAGAGCGCUGAACGCAACUGUACACCAAAUCAAAAGUCCUCUAAUAACAACAGGAAUGGUCCGUCCUAACGGAAUAUAUAAGGGAGUUGGUAUGAUGCAGGCCCUUCCCUACGACGAUUAUGAGAAGCAUGUUCUAAAAGCCCAGCCUGAAACUUGGAUACCGCGUAUCCUUUUUGUUCACUUCAACGUGUUUAAACUAAACCUUCGAUUACUUCUUGAAGGAGAAGAAAAGGAUGUCUUCCAAUCUGACGAGACCCGUAUUCGAUUCUGUGGUCCUGCUGGGAAAUCGCCAGCUCUAGAGCAUCAAGAUUUUGAGCUGCUGAUGUGGCGUGAAGUUGUUUGGGAGGCUUGCGACAUGCCUAAAAUGGGCGCUAAUUUUAGAGACUGGAAAGAUGCUGAUAUGUCAUACAUGUGCUCUGAAGCUGCCAGGCACUAUGCUUGGUUGGUAAAUACCACCAACUCUGCCUAA
This is a messenger RNA of Sugiyamaella lignohabitans, 2016 nucleotides long. It is a transcript of the gene MNN2, whose product is annotated as Mnn2p. The record is from RefSeq and is a predicted model, not a curated record. Gene Ontology annotation, cellular component: Golgi apparatus. Gene Ontology annotation, biological process: mannan biosynthetic process. Gene Ontology annotation, molecular function: alpha-1,2-mannosyltransferase activity. The transcript has a single exon. NCBI's taxonomy places the organism in Eukaryota, Fungi, Ascomycota, Dipodascomycetes, Dipodascales, Trichomonascaceae. Bases 1 to 2016 code for a protein of 671 amino acids.